UGAGUGGAGGGAUUGGCAGAGAGGGGUGGAGGACACUGAGCGGAGGUCAGUGGAGGGAUUGGCAGAGAGGGAUGGAGGACACUGAGUGGAGGGAUUGGCAGAGAGGGGUGGAGGACACCGAAUGGAGUCCAGGGGAGGGAUUGGCAGAGAGGGGUGGAGGCCAGGGGAGGGAUUGGCAGAGAGGGGUGGAGGACACCGAUUGGAGGCCAGUGGAGGGAUUGGCAGAGAGGGGUGGCAGACACAGAACGGUUAGUAAGGUGGAUGAGUCUGGCAGCAGCGGGCUGGGGGGGAAUGCUAAUGCAGGC
This is a messenger RNA of Staurois parvus, 305 nucleotides long. NCBI's taxonomy places the organism in Eukaryota, Metazoa, Chordata, Amphibia, Anura, Ranidae. The record is from the annotation of a GenBank genome assembly.